This is a messenger RNA of Haplochromis burtoni (Burton's mouthbrooder), 1293 nucleotides long. It is a transcript of the gene coq9, whose product is annotated as coenzyme Q9 homolog (S. cerevisiae). NCBI's taxonomy places the organism in Eukaryota, Metazoa, Chordata, Actinopteri, Cichliformes, Cichlidae. Gene Ontology annotation, cellular component: mitochondrial inner membrane. Gene Ontology annotation, molecular function: lipid binding. Gene Ontology annotation, biological process: ubiquinone biosynthetic process. Bases 62 to 1060 code for a protein of 332 amino acids. The record is from RefSeq and is a predicted model, not a curated record. The transcript has 9 exons.
UGACUGGAUUUCCGCUGUGGGAGCGAGUCGCGCGGUGGUGACGCCGCUGUGAGCAGCUGAUAUGGCGGCGUUGCUAAGAGGUCUGCGGGCUGGAAGGGCACUCCGUGGCCUGAGCAGCGUGGUGGCUGCACCAACAGCAACAAACCCUCAGUGCGGCAGUCUGAGACGAGGCUUCCACUGUGCAGGGCUGAGGCUUCAGGAUGAGUCCAAAUCUGACAAGCCUCCCUCCUCAACCUCCUCAUCCACCACCUACCAUGAGCACUACCAGGCACGCUCUGCUGAACAGGACACAGCGGCUUCUGCUUCCGAUCCGGCAGCCGACCAGUCUACCAAUCCAAACACCAGUUACCAGGAUCAGAGCGGGGAGCAAGAUGAGGAGUAUGAAACAGAGGAGCAGCUUCAGGCUCGAAUCCUGACUGCCGCUCUGGAGUUUGUUCUUCUGCACGGCUGGUCGAUGGAAGCUAUCGCAGCUGGUGCUGAGAGUCUGGGUUUGUCUUCUGCUUCCACCGGUAUGUUCGAGAAAGGAUCCGGAGACCUGGUCCUACAUUUCAUCGCUCAGUGCAAUGCGCAGCUGACGGAGAUCCUGGCUGAACAGCACAAUCAGGUCCAGCUGGGCCAGGCUGAACCAAAGAAGACUGCAGAUUUUAUAAGAGACGCUGUAGAGACCAGACUGCGCAUGUACAUCCCCUACAUCGAAACAUGGCCACAGGCGAUGAGCCUACUGAUGCUUCCCCACAACAUCCCCGACAGCCUGAAGCACCUCUCCACGCUGAUGGACGACAUCUGGUACUACGCCGGAGACCGAUCCACAGACAUGAAUUGGUAUACAAAGCGUGCGGCGCUGACGGGCAUCUACAACACCACAGAGCUGGUGAUGAUUCAGGAUUCCUCUCCAGACUACCAGGACACCUGGGCCUUCCUCGAUAACCGCAUCCAAGAUGUAGUCAACAUGGCCACCACAGCCAAACAGGUGCAGUCAACAGGUGAAGCAGUGGUGCAGGGACUCAUGGGAGCUGCUGUUACACUGAAGAACCUCACAGGAUUGAACCAGAGAAGAUGAAGCACCGAUCCCGACCGUCCACAUGAUGAGCAGAACUCUGAAAUAUUGGAUUAUGGCUGUUAAUAAACAAUAGAAGGAGCAAAUUUGUUUCUGAUCACCUGCAGAAACUCUCACCCGCUGAUCCUUUCACUCUCCUGCUCAGAUCAUUUUUUCCUUUGUACAGAAGGACACAGAUCUGUAAUUUAGUUGUUGAAUCAAGUGAAAGUUCAAUAAAAUAGUAAUUGUAUAUUUAA